GAGCGGCGCUUCCGGCGGGCGCGGAGCGAGGCACGGCCCGGCCGGAGCCGCGUGUGAGCAGCGCCGAGGCUGUGGCUGCCCGCCCGCCGCCGGCCCCGGCCUGCCCGCCCGCAGGAUGUUCAAGAAAUUUGAUGAAAAGGAGAAUGUAUCAAACUGUAUCCAGCUGAAGACUUCCGUUAUUAAAGGCAUCAAGAAUCAACUGAUAGACCAGUUUCCUGUUAUUGAACCAUGGCUAAACCAAAUCAUGCCAAAGAAAGAUCCAGUCAAAAUAGUAAGAUGUCAUGAACAUAUAGAAAUCCUCACUGUGAAUGGGGAGUUGCUGUUCUUCAGGCAAAGAGAAGGGAUUUUUUACCCGACGCUAAGGUUGCUUCACAAAUACCCAUUUAUUCUCCCGCAUCAGCAGGUUGAUAAAGGCGCCAUUAAAUUCGUCCUGAGUGGAGCUAAUAUAAUGUGCCCUGGCCUGACAUCUCCUGGAGCAAAGCUUUACCCUGCUGCUGUUGACACUGUUGUUGCAAUUAUGGCAGAGGGGAAACAACAUGCAUUGUGUGUGGGAGUAAUGAAGAUGUCAGCUGAGGACAUUGAGAAGGUCAACAAAGGGAUUGGUAUUGAGAAUAUCCACUAUUUAAAUGAUGGCCUUUGGCAUAUGAAGACGUACAAGUGAAACAACAGGAACUGUUACUCCAAAGGAAUGCACUUAGAUUAAAUGUGGACUGCUUUGUAAUUCCUUGUUUUUAAUGUGACUGAAUGUACAAAUUAUUUUGUUCUGUGGCUAUGCUAAAUAAAUCAGUUGAAUGCAAAAGUAGUGUUAGGCUACAAUAGUUUUCUAGAUUUCUUUUUAUUACAGUUAUUUUGUUUUGUCUUAAACCUGAGUCUUCAGUGACUGAAGAUAUUUGAUGAAAGACUCUGCAUGGACUGUGAGUAGACUAUUUCAAAUGGAAAGGAGGAAAAAGCCAAGAAAUGUUUACAUUUUUGUGCUCUUCUAAAAGCGUAAUAUAAAGUGUGUGUGAAAUAUAAAUAUGGUUUACAAAACUUCUGAAGCAUUUCAGAUUUUUUCUUGACACCUUGUUAGUCUACCUAGUUUCUUGAAUGUGGAGAAAUCAGGUUUUUGGACAUUAUUUUUUAACUUAUUAAGAGCAUUAACUUCAUUUUACUUAAGGAGUUUCUCUUUUUAAUAUGCAUUUGUCUGUAUAGGAUUUAUGAACUCAGACUGAUAUGUGGGUUAGAAAUUCUUUUAUGGUGGCUCAUAUCUGAAGACUGUAUGUGUGUUCAGAUUUCUACCUGCCAACACUUUGAUACUGCUCUCCUUCUAGAGGAGUUUGUAGUACUGGUGGGCACACUGCCAGUGAAGCGUGUGCCACCCUGGUGCCUGAUGCUCUCUACUCCCUGUGUGCCGCCUUAUUUUAGGAGCAAAAACAAAAUCACUGUUAAAUAAAGGCAUGACAGCAAAACAUGUUUUUGAGUUUAGCCAGGAGCAACUUUUUCAGGUGGAACUUGAAGAGCUCUCAGCUUGUGCACACUGCCACACGUCUCUGUACAGCUACAGAAGGGGUUCAGGAGCACUGUGUGUCUGUCUGGAUAACCCAGUCCUUUGUUCAGCAUACCCAAAGCUAUGCCUAUGGAAAAAUGGAAAACUGUAAUAAAUUAAGGAAACUUU
This is a messenger RNA of Camarhynchus parvulus, 1654 nucleotides long. It is a transcript of the gene MCTS1, whose product is annotated as MCTS1 re-initiation and release factor. Bases 116 to 661 code for a protein of 181 amino acids. The record is from RefSeq and is a predicted model, not a curated record. The transcript is spliced from 6 exons. Gene Ontology annotation, molecular function: RNA binding. Gene Ontology annotation, biological process: formation of translation preinitiation complex. NCBI's taxonomy places the organism in Eukaryota, Metazoa, Chordata, Aves, Passeriformes, Thraupidae.